Prorocentrum cordatum is the source of this 533-nucleotide messenger RNA. NCBI's taxonomy places the organism in Eukaryota, Dinophyceae, Prorocentrales, Prorocentraceae. The record is from the annotation of a GenBank genome assembly.
CAGGAGGCGCCGCCCGAGGAGAGCGCGGAGCCGCAGGGCGGCGCGCGCUCCCGGCGCUCCGAGGCCCGCGACAUGCUCCAGAACAUCGACGAGCGGCUGGAGGCCCUGCAGGACGAGAUCGACUUCCGGGAGGCGCGCGUCGCGCAGGCGCAGGAGCAGGCGCGGCUGCAGGCCGCUGCCGCAGGCUCCCUGGAGGAGGAGCUCGUCGCCCUGCCGGCUGAGGAUGCCAGGGAGCUGCUGCGGCGCUUCUGCGAGAAGAUGGUCGGGCUGCGGCAGAGGGAGAAGGACACCUCCACGCGCCUCGCCGUGGUCAUGGCGCAGCUCAAGGAGAAGGGCUGGCAGGCCUCGGAGCUGCAGCACGGCUGCCGCCGGCAGGACGAGAGCUCGGCCAGGGCGCUGGAGGCGCAGCGCUGGGCGCACGAGGCCGAGGUGCGCGCGCUCCGGCGCGAGCUGGAGGAGGCCCGGCGCGGCGCCCCAGCCUCGGGGGACGCCAGCCCGCACACCAGGCACGGCGCUGCGGCCCGGGCCGGAAG